CCCCCGGAACUGAAGUUGUUGUGGUUCCGAGCGGGAGAAAAGAUCGUCGCGCGGGGCGGCAAGAUGGCGUGGAAUAAGGCAGCUGUAGUGCUAUGCCUAGAUGUGAGCUUUAACAUGCUCAACUCUUUUCCUGGUGAGGAGUCUUCAUUUGAACAAGCCAAGAAGGUGAUGACCAUGUUUUUGCAGCGGCAGGUGUUUGCUGAGAGCAAAGAUGAAAUUGCUUUAGUUCUUUUUGGUACAGAUACCACUAAGAAUGACCUUGCCACUGGGGAUCAGUAUCAGAAUAUUACUGUACAUAGACACCUAAAGCUACCAGAUUUUGAAUUGCUGGAAGACAUUCAAAACUCAAUUCAGCCAGGCUCUAGACAAGCUGACUUCCUCGAUGCUCUCGUUGUAUGCAUGGAUGUGAUACAAAAGGAAACCAUUGGAAAGAAGUUUGAGAGGAAACAUAUUGAAGUAUUCACUGAUCUGAGUAGCCCCUUCAGCAAAGACCAGUUGGACAUUAUCGUCAGUAACUUGAAGCGAUCUGACAUCUCCCUUCAGUUCUUUCUUCCUUUUCCAGUUGACGAAGAAGAUGGGGCUGAUGAUACAGAUGAUGGAAGCUUUCACUCUGAGAGACACAAACCAUCUCUUCCACAGAAAGGACUCACUGAGCAACAGAAAGAAGGUGUUGGUGUGGUAAAGGAUAUGAUGAUGUCCCUGGAGGGGGAAGAUGGUCUAAAUGAGAUUUACUCCUUCAGUGAGAGUCUGAAGCAGCUGUGUGUCUUUAAGAAAAUUGAAAAGAGACCCAUGCCCUGGCCCUGCCAACUGACCAUUGGCUCUAAUCUGUCCAUAAGGAUUGUGGCCUACAAAUCAGUUACUCAGGAGAAAGUAAAAAAAAAUUGGACAGUUGUAGAUGCUAGAACUCUAAGGAAAGAAGAUAUACAAAAGGAAACAGUUUACUGCUUAAAUGAUGAUGAUGAAACUGAAGUCCAGAAAGAAGACACUAUCCAAGGGUUCCGCUAUGGGAGUGAUAUUGUUCCUUUCUCUAAAGUGGAUGAGGAGCAAAUGAAAUACAGAACAGAAGGAAAGUGCUUCUCUGUUUUGGGAUUCUGUACGUCUUCUCAGGUACAUAGGAAAUUCUUUAUGGGAAACCAAGUUCUAAAAGUGUUUGCUGCAAAAGAUGAUGAGGCAGCAGCAGUGGCGCUCUCCUCCUUGAUUCAUGCAUUGGAUGAAUUAGACAUGGUGGCCAUCGUCCGGUAUGCUUAUGACAGAAGAUCUAAUCCCCAGAUUGGCGUAGCUUUUCCUUUUAUUAAGAAAGCUUAUGAGUGCUUAGUGUAUGUACAGCUGCCCUACAUGGAAGACUUAAGGCAAUACCUGUUUUCCUCCUUGAGAAACAACAAGAAGUGUACUCCCACAGAGGCUCAGCUGUCUGCAGUUGAUGCUUUGAUUGACUCCAUGAGCUUGGUUAACAAAGAUGAUGAUGAGGACACCAUUGAAGACAUGUUUCAAACCUCUAAAAUUCCAAAUCCCCAGUUUCAGAGGUUGUUUCAGUGCCUGCUGCAUAGAGCUUUGCACCCCAGUGAUCCCCUACCCCCAAUCCAGCAACAUCUCUGGGACAUGCUGGAUCCCCCUGAGGAGGUAACAGCUAAGUGCCAAGCCCCACUUUCCAAAAUAAAGACUCUCUUCCCUUUGACUGAAGCCAUCAGGAAAAGGGAUCAAAUAACAGCUCAGGAUAUCUUCCAAGAUAACCAUGAAGAUGACCCUGUGUCUAAAAAGGCUAAAACUGAGAGAGAGGAAGGCUACUUUAGUAUCUCCAGCCUGGCUGAGGGCAACAUCACCAGUGUUGGCAGUGUGAACCCAGCUGAAAACUUCCGUGUCCUAGUGAGACGAAAGAACGUCAACUUCAAGGAAGUAAGCUGCCAGUUGAUACACCACAUUGACCAGUUUUUGGAGACCAAAGGGCUACAGUAUUAUAUGAAGAGCCUUGACUGCAUCAAAGCCUUCAGAGAGGAAGCCAUUCAGUUGUCAGAAGAACAGAACUUUAACAGUUACCUGCAAGCGCUUCAAAACAAAGUGAAAGAUAAAGCCCUAAGUGAUUUCUGGGAUAUUGUCGUUCAAGAUGGGAUCACUCUGAUUACAAAAGAUGAAUCUCCAGGAAGCUCUGUAACAACUGAGGAAGCCAAAAAGUUUCUGGCCCCAAAGGAAAAACCAGCUGAAGUCAUGGAUGUAGCAGAGGAAGGAGGAGAUGUGGAUGAUUUACUGGACAUGAUGUAGGCUGUGGAAGAACCUAAGAUCGUGAGAACAGAAGAGCAUUGUGGUGGCUGCAGAAGACCCACAAACGGUCUUCCGAGGGAGGCUACCAGGAAGCCAUUCCAAGAGGGACCUGUAGUUCUGACGAUAACCCAUAGAUUCCAGGCCAGAGGCUGAACUGCGUGUUAGUAUUUUCUAUAUGAGUCAGUGAAUUAUUUUCUUAAGCUACAGAAAAUGUAGCUGUAGAAGUGAUACAUGGAUGCCAAGAGAAACAAUGCUGGUCCUCUUCUCAGUUUUCUGAUCUUUAUCAUUAUUACCAAUGUUGUAACAUUAUUCAAAUAUUCUGUUAAGUUCCAAGUGAACAGAUUCCAUUCUUGAUCACCUGGGCUCUGCAUAUGUCAUUGUUGUGAGGACAACCAAAAUAAAGUCGUUUUCAUUGGCUA
Messenger RNA from Trichosurus vulpecula (common brushtail), 2675 nucleotides. It is a transcript of the gene XRCC5, whose product is annotated as X-ray repair cross complementing 5. The coding region runs from base 64 to 2256 and encodes 730 amino acids. NCBI's taxonomy places the organism in Eukaryota, Metazoa, Chordata, Mammalia, Diprotodontia, Phalangeridae. Gene Ontology annotation, molecular function: DNA helicase activity; damaged DNA binding; telomeric repeat DNA binding. Gene Ontology annotation, biological process: cellular response to X-ray; cellular response to gamma radiation; DNA recombination. The transcript has 21 exons. The record is from RefSeq and is a predicted model, not a curated record. Gene Ontology annotation, cellular component: nucleus; Ku70:Ku80 complex.